AUGGGCUCCCCAUUCCUCAACCACCGCCUUCAGUCCGAAUUGGGCGACCUUGCUUUACUUCAUCUCCGCAGAGACCAGACCAUCCCGACUAUACUCAAACUAGAAGACGACGAAAAUCAGGGUUACAAGGAGGGAAAAGUCACCAACACUCGUUUCGGGUCAUUUCCACACAGCACGCUUAUCGAUCAACCAUGGGGAUCGCAGAUUGUCGCCUCUGUAGUAGACACAGGGUCCCGGGGCCGCAAGAAUCAGCCGUCCAAGAAGCGCAAAGCGGAUGAUUUGGACACCCCGACAUCGAACAAGGAGGAGGCGCAAUCUUAUCCUGGCACGCCCCGCGCGGCCGCCAGCGGGUUCCUCCAUCUUCUAUACCCUACGCCGGAGUUAUGGACCGCGUCGCUCCCGCAUCGGACGCAGGUUGUCUACACACCGGACUACAGCUACAUCCUGCAUCGGCUCUGCGUUCGCCCCGGGAGCACAAUCAUCGAGGCUGGGGCUGGGAGCGGCUCGUUCACACAUGCAUCCGUCCGCGCAGUCUUUAACGGAUACCCCUCCGCGGCACCCGCAGCUAAGAAAAGAAGGCUAGGCAAGGUCUGCAGUUUCGAAUUCCACGCACAGCGCGCACAACGAGUCCGGGAAGAGAUCCACGACCACGGCCUGGAUGGACUGGUCGAGGUGACGCAUCGUGAUGUUUACGAAGAUGGAUUCCUUCUUGGGGACCCGAAGACCGGAAAAUCGCCCAAAGCCAACGCGAUCUUCCUCGACCUGCCUGCGCCAUGGCUCGCGCUCAAGCAUCUCGUUCGCCGGCCCCCUUCGGGAGCGGAGUCGCCUCUCGAUCCCUCGUCGCCGGUGUAUAUAUGCACGUUCUCCCCGUGUAUCGAGCAGGUGCAGCGGACGAUCAGCACACUCCGCGAGCAUUCUUGGCUCUCAAUAUCGAUGGUUGAGGUAAACCACCACCGGAUUGAUGUCAAACGCGAACGAUGCGGAUUAGAUUGUGAAGGUGUCCGGGGCGCAACCGUCUUCCCCAAGUCCGUGGACGAAGCAGUCGCAAAGAUGCGCGCCGUCGAGGAACACUCGAGAAGAUUCCGCGAGUCGCUCCUUCAAGAGAGCGACGAUGAAGGCACCGCCUCCGACAAACCAGCAGCAACCAAGUCAGAGAAGACAGAAGUUGAAGAGAAAUUCCUACACGACAUACCGCAGCAGUCGGACACAACCGCAGCUCCAUCCUCAACCCCAUCGUACGAUCUCGGCCGCCUGGUACAUCGCACCGAACCGGACCUGAAAACUCAUACAUCGUAUCUUGUCUUUGCUAUUCUACCCCGCGAAUGGACAGAGGAAGACGAGCAAAGGUGUCGGCAGACCUGGCCGGCUCAGAAGACAGGGGGCUCACCGGACGCAGGAAAACCGAAAGGCAAGAAGCAAUUAAAAAAGGAAGCGAAGGAGAAGGAGGCGCAGGAAGAGGUGCAAAAGUCAGCAGACAUUCCUGCGCAGCCCCAGGAAGCCCAAUUAUAG
Molecule: messenger RNA, 1509 nt
Organism: Aspergillus pseudoviridinutans
Lineage: Eukaryota; Fungi; Ascomycota; Eurotiomycetes; Eurotiales; Aspergillaceae
Gene: trm61
Product: tRNA 1-methyladenosine methyltransferase subunit GCD14
Exons: 1
Coding region: 1-1509 (502 amino acids)
Biological process (GO): tRNA methylation
Cellular component (GO): tRNA (m1A) methyltransferase complex; nucleus
Source: RefSeq, a predicted model, not a curated record